AUGCUCCCAAAUUUUUUUUCCUCAAAUAAUUCGGACAGUUCUUUCUCGUUCUCAAACUGGGAGUACUUGACGAAGUGGACUGUUUCGUCUUCAUUUGAGCGGUUAAGCAUUGAUUUAAAUCGCUCAAAAAGAUACACACUCCGGGCAGUCAUUUUGAAGUCAGUAUAUUUUUCAACUCACUCACUCACUCUAUCUAUCUAUCUAUCUAUCUAUCUAUCUAUCUAUCUAUCUAUCUAUCUAUCUAUCUUGUUGACCUCUCUCAAUUUCUAUCUAUCUAUCUAUCUAUCUAUUUAUCUAUCUAUCUAUCUAUCUCUCUUUUUUUUCUUUUUAAUUUUGGGACGUUCCCUCCUGUUUGUUUCUUUAGGAUCAAUUGCUUUAUCCUAUCUAUCUAUCUAUCUAUCUAUCUAUCUAUCUAUCUAUCUGUCUGUCUGUCUUUUUCUCUUUUUAAGCCUUGUUACAUUUCUCUAUUCAAAUCUUACCUCUUUCCUUCUCGUUCACACUCUCUCUUUUUUCUUUCGUUUUCAAUACAACAGCAACUGUUUUAUCUAUCUAUCUAUCUAUCUAUCUAUCUAUCUAUCUAUCUAUCUAUCUAUCUAUCUAUGUCACGUUGCAUUUCUCUAUACUAUCUCUCUUUCGUUCUCCUAUCUUUCUUUUUUUCUUGUUCUCAGUAUAACAGAACCCCCUCUCUCUCUCUCUCUCUCUCUCUCUCUCUCUCUCUCUCUCUCUCUUUCCCCUUUCUCUCACUCUUUCGUUUUGCUUUCUUUUUCUCUUGUUUUCGGUACAAUGCAGUCCACUCUACCUCCAACCUCUUCUUCUAUCACAAACACAAACACCCUCGUUCUCCUCUCUUUCUUUUCUCUUGAUGUCUGUACAACACAACUCUCUCUUUCCCUCCCUCACUCGCGUUAUCCCCCUCUUUCGUUUUUCUCUUAUUUUCAGUGCAGUAGCACCCUCUCACUCUUCCUUCCUCCUUCUUUAUCUUGUUUUCAGUACAACAAAAUUUCUCUCUCGAACCCUCUUGUUCUUCUAUCUUUCUUUUUUUCAGUACAAGAGAACUCUCUCUCCUUCUUUCUCCCUCUCCCUAUCUCUCUUUCCCUUUUUCCUUUCAAUUUCUUUCAAUUCAACAGAAUUUCACAUUCAAUCAUUCUUCAUUUUCCCCGAUAUUUUCCUCUUAUUAACGCCCCAUUUUUAAAGCACCUUUUUCUUUCAUCUCAUUUUUUAGAACUGUUAUUCGAGAUAGCUUUUCAUCCCUAUUUUCUCUCAAAUUCUAUAUUUCCUUUUCCCUUUCUUUUUUCUAUCUUCAAAAUAUAUCUUUUAUCUUUGCUAACUACAUUUAUCUAUCUCUCUUUCUUACUUAAAUCAUUCAGACUCUCAUCUUUUCAUUUCCACCCCUUUUUCUCGCGAACUCUAUUUCUCUGCGUCUUACUUUUUUCUUUUCCUCUCUCUCUCUCUCUCUCUCUCUCUCUCUCUCUCUCUCUCUCUCUCUCUUUCUGUGCCUCUAUCACGCUUUCUCUCUCUAUCCCCUUGCUUUUUAUUCUUCUUUUCCUUCUUAUUUUUACUCUUUUUCCUUUCUCUGGCCUUCCCGCUCAGUGGAAACUUAGCCUUUAUCUAUCUAUCUAUUCUAUCUAUCUAUCUAUCUAUCUAUCUAUCUAUCUAUCUGUUUUAUUAAUGCCAUCUCCCUUCAAGUCGUAA
Messenger RNA from Acanthosepion pharaonis, 1692 nucleotides. The record is from the annotation of a GenBank genome assembly. Lineage: Eukaryota; Metazoa; Mollusca; Cephalopoda; Sepiida; Sepiidae.